UCUUCCCUCGUGACAUCAUUGUCGAGGUUUAUUGCUCUUUCUUGUGGUCCUUUGGGACUAUUUAAAUCUCUCUUAUCACAGUCUCAGUUUUUAAGUGUGUAUUCAAAGACCCCAAAACACUCCCUCUUAUAUUCAUCCUCCUCUCUUUUUUUCUUCUUAGUCUUUUCUUUUCAACUUUAAACCUUAUCAAAUCAUAAAGGCUAUAUACCUACUUGCCACAUAUAUAGCUCAUUUCUCAAUUUCUUAAACUAUUCUACAAUCCAGUCAGAGUAUAUAAACAAACAACUAAAGAGUGGUUUUGCUACAUUGUUGAAUAUGUCAAACAGAAGAUCAAGGCAGUCUUCAAGUGCUCCCAGGAUCUCCGAUGAUCAAAUCAUCGACCUUGUAACUAAGCUCCGUGAGAUUUUGCCGGAGAUUGGCCAACGUCGUCGUUCCGAUAAGGUGUCAGCCUCCAAAGUUUUGCAAGAGACAUGCAACUACAUACGAAACUUGAACAGAGAAGUUGACAACCUCAGCGAGCGUUUGGCUCAGCUUCUCGAAUCUGUCGAUGAAGAUAGCCCUCAAGCGGCCGUCAUAAGAAGUCUACUCAUGUAAUCUGUUAUGAGUUUCCAUAUAAUAUAUGUAAGCUAAUCUUCCUUUAUUUUAUGAACUUUUAAAGAAAUGAGAAUGAUCUUUAGACC
Molecule: messenger RNA, 680 nt
Organism: Brassica rapa (field mustard)
Lineage: Eukaryota; Viridiplantae; Streptophyta; Magnoliopsida; Brassicales; Brassicaceae
Product: transcription factor PRE1
Biological process (GO): regulation of DNA-templated transcription; regulation of growth
Molecular function (GO): protein dimerization activity
Source: RefSeq, a predicted model, not a curated record